Molecule: messenger RNA, 1891 nt
Organism: Dalotia coriaria
Lineage: Eukaryota; Metazoa; Arthropoda; Insecta; Coleoptera; Staphylinidae
Product: protein argonaute-2-like
Exons: 3
Coding region: 136-1707 (523 amino acids)
Source: RefSeq, a predicted model, not a curated record
CGCGCAUCCAAUUCAAGCAGAGAUUCGCAUAGCCGUGUGUUUGUAUGAUUAGAUUACGAGAACAUUAAAAUCAUUAAUACGCAACAUUAACUGCCAAUUGAAUAAGUGUUUAACUAGUGUGAGAUUACCGUCAAAAUGUGGAAAUCAACGCUUAUAUUUGCCUUAAGUGUGACAUGUUUCGUGGGAGCUGAAGAUGUGCGUCUUGUUGAUUUGGAUCCUCCCGAAGCACAACAAUUGAUUGAUAGCAAAGACACUACUUUGAAAUAUGCGCCGAAAAUUGAAUCGAAUGUGCCAGCAGUGAGGUACAUCGGUAAUGAACCACAGAAUGUACAGGAAGAUAUUUAUCUGGCCAAUCAGUACCAUGGUCAAGAUGGCCUCGGAGGAUAUCUCUAUGGAUAUUCGGUUCCAGAUAUUGCUAAAACUGAACGUAAGAAGGCUGGCGGUGAUUUGAGGGGUGCCUACAAUUACAUUAGUGGAGAUGGCCAAGAAAUUAAGGUUGAAUAUUGGGAUGAUGGUAAUGGUUUCCAUCAAGUAGACAACGUCCCAAAGAUUCUCCCGAAACAAAUUGAGGAUUCUCCUGAUGUGAAAGCUGCCAAAGACGAACACGCACGGAUCUGGGCUGAAGAAGCUGAAAGGAACUCAAAACCCAUUCAAAAUCCAUAUCCUAAUGCUCAACCAGGUGCUUACGCUGGUUUAGGAGCUGGUGUUGGUGCUGGUGUACCUAAUCCAAAACCCCAAGGUCAAUUUGGUGGUCAAGGACAACAUAAUCAAGGCGGUUAUCAAGGACAGCAAGGUCAACAAGGUGGAUUUAACCAACAGGGACAACAAAGGCCUCAAGGAGGUUACCAACAACAGGGACAAUCAGGUCAUCAAAAUCAAGGAGCUCAAGGUCAGUCUCAACAAGGGUUUGGCCAACAGAGACCGCAAGGAGGGUUUAACCAACAAGGUCAAGGAAGUCAUCAAGGAGGACAUCAAGGCCAACAAAGUCAACAGGGUAGUUAUAACCAACCUGGACACCAACAAAAUCAAGGCCAAGGCAAUUAUGGAAGUAAUCAAGCUGCAAGACCUCAAGGGCAAGGUUUUGGAGGUCAAGGUCAACAAAGCCAACAAGGACAAAAUUAUGGCGGGCAGGGACAAAAUCCCCAUGGCGGUUAUCAAGGACAACAAUCGCAACACAAUCAAGGUUUUGGACAGAACAACCAACAACGUCCACAACAAGGUUUUGGUGGUCAACAAAACCAAGGACAAUAUGGUUCCCAGCAAACAAAUCAACAAAGACCUCAAUUUGGAAAUCAAGGCCAAAACCAACCACAACACCAACAAGGUGCUUACAAUAAACCUGUCCAAAACCAAUAUGGCGGAUCAAGUGGAUCUCACGAUUAUUCCGGCCAACAAACACAAAAUCAAAAUCAAUACGCCAAAAAUCCAAACCAACAAGAUGGCGAAGAUGACGGCGCUUACAAGUCCGAUGACAGCGAAGGUCAAUGGAAGGACGAUACAAAUGAACCAACUGGUCCACCGAAAGGAUUCUUCUACAACGUUGAUUACCCUGUAGGAAUCAUCGUUUCCAAGCAGGGCGGCGCAGUACAGGGCUCCAAUGUCGGUGACACCUACAAACAGAACAAAGCAAACUUCGAACAACAGUUACAAGGUGGCGCAGCGGUUCACGGAGCAGGAUCAUAUCCCAGUUAUCAAGUGCAUUCAUAAACAAUCAAAAAACACAUAAAUCAGAUAUAUAACACCACAAAAUUAAAAUGAAACAUUCGUAGCCUGUAAAUUAAUUUAUUUACUGUAGAAUAAAGUAAGUUAUUUUAAUUAAAUUUAUACGAAACGUGCCCAAACUUGUUUUGCAACAUAAAAGCAAUAAAUACAUAUUAAUGUUCUAGCAGAA